Molecule: messenger RNA, 894 nt
Organism: Eruca vesicaria subsp. sativa (arugula)
Lineage: Eukaryota; Viridiplantae; Streptophyta; Magnoliopsida; Brassicales; Brassicaceae
Source: the annotation of a GenBank genome assembly
AUGGAGAAGCAACUUAAAAAGAAGUUCACUUGGAAAAUGAAUAAUGUUUCUUUUUCACAGUUGGUGAAAAUUUAUUCUGAUCAAUUCCUAGUCGGUGGAUGCAAAUGGCGUCUUUGUGCUCGUCUCAGUCCCGAGUGCCCUUCCUUGGAUUUGAUUUUGGAAGUUGCUGAAUAUGGAUCAUUGGAUUGUGGAUGGAGAAGGCACGCACGAUUUUCCCUUUAUCCAGUAGAACAGAAUUUAUUUAACGUUUCUGAACAUUAUGAAGACGAAUGGUGGUUUGAUAAGAACUCUUACAGCGAGUUAUGUGAAACCUUAUUUCCCCUGAAAGAAUUCAUAGCUGAUGACGGCAGACUUCUGAUAAACGGGGAGCUCAACAUCGUUCUCGAAAUAGAGGUUCUUGAAGUUGUUGGCGAAGUAGAUGUAACAGAGGUGACUUCAACAAUAACAGAAACUAUGGAUGUUAAUUUCUCUCAACUUCACUAUUCACAGGUGGGUGUAGUGAACCAUAUGUUUGAAAAACAUCCUGAGGUUGCAUCUGAAUUCCGUUCAAAUAACCCAAAUCUUAGAACUGGCUUCAUGAGUCUGCUACUCAGUCUUGUUGAGACUGUACGCCAGUCGUCCCAUGAGCUUCCCAAGGAUGAUCUAGCUGUUGCAUACGCUGCAUUGGAGUCCAUGACUGAAGCUGGAUUUAAGUUGGAUUGGUUGGAGAAGAAACUUGAUGACCUGUCGAAAAUUAAAGAGAAAAAAGAGGCUGGUGAGACUCGGAUGCAAGAAAUUGAGAAUGAGCUGAAAGACUUGAAACUUAAGUACUCAGAUCUCGAAGCUGAGUUGGAGAAGGAGAAAUCAGAGGUUCUGGCUGCAGAAGAACCAAUCUCACUCGAUUAUUUUAUUUAA